Molecule: messenger RNA, 1506 nt
Organism: Oppiella nova
Lineage: Eukaryota; Metazoa; Arthropoda; Arachnida; Sarcoptiformes; Oppiidae
Source: the annotation of a GenBank genome assembly
AAUGAUGAAUACGAUUGUCUCAUCUGUUUAAACAUUACAGUCAAACGAAAUCCCCUGUUGACUAAAGUCUGUGACCAACCAUUUGGCGCAAACAAAGUGCUCGAAGCCAUGUCCACAAUGAGGAUAAUCUUCGGCGAAUCAGUUCGCUUUAAGUUCUUAGUCUCGAUGCUUAACUCAUCGCAUAAUUGCUCGUCUAAUGGUAUUGAAUACAAUGCACUCUCGCUAUUGAAUGCAAUUCUUAGCAAAACGAGUAGUCGUGAGGAAAGGAUACGACUUCAGUGCGAACUUCGAGAGGCCGGCCUGGAUGUCGACUCCUUUGAAAAAGCUCUGAUCGAAAGGAAUAUCUCAAAGAAUGAAUUAAUAUGGAAAGAGAUCCAAACAUUUCGUAUCCAAUACUUGAAACUAAAUGAUACCAAAAUCCAAAACAACGGCAAUAAGGAUGAGCUGAAAGAAGAGGUGCAGAUCUUGCAGAGGGCUCUCAAUAAACUGGAAGCCGACAAAAUCAGUUUAAUGACGAUUGAGAAAGAAUUGAAAGAAAAAUGUGAGGAUUUGGAGCAAGAAGUGGAUCACUUGAAGACCAAAUUCAAUGUCUUAAUACCUGUUGAUAAGAAAGUAUCGCAACGAACGGGCAGUGAUAACGGAACGGGAGAUUCGGGUCAAUGGAGUGAUUGUGACAUUGAAACCAAUAAAUUAAAUCCCAAACAAAAAGCUAUUGCAAAGGAUUUGAAUAAAAAUAGUUAUAAUUGCGAUCAGAAUAUGAGGAAUGAGGAGGAAUUCAUUUAUGUGCCGGCAAUACAUCCGCCCAAAGAUUUUGCUCAUUAUGUCAAACAAGAGGAAACCCGUUGGAAACAAAGACAGAGGAAUACCAGUCGUGAUGUGACAGAGGAGAUGGUGUCCAACAUUAAGCCACAUGUUGUGGACGUUUUGCCGAAAUACAGAUUUGACAAAACAAAUGACAAAUACUCGGAAUCAUCGAUUGGAACCGAUAGAGAAAAUUCGGAACUCAUUCUUAACUGGAAUUACUCUAAAAUGGAUGAUAAAACUGGUGGUCAAGAGAGUGAUAAGUAUGAGACACAUAGAGCUCUGUCGCGAUCUAUGAAUCACAUCCAUUACAUGAGUAACAGUCAUAAUGAGGACAGAAGUGAUAUCCGAUCCUCAAAUUCACAGCAUUUAUCACAUUUGAAUGGAAACAACAACUUCUCUCUGAACACUCAUUUCAAACCCAUUGACAGCUCAUUAAAACAGGAUUUAAGUCAAAGUAAUGGUUCGCUUGCAUCGGAUCGGAAUAAAAAGAAAAACAUAAAGUCUUCACUUCAGUCCUACUUCUUUGCCGGACACGGAAAUUGUGGUCUCUAUUCGGGUUCUCGACAUAAGAUCACUAAUGAAACGCUUCCCCGCAAUGUGUGCGACGACCACAAGAGUUCAAACCAUUCUAGUGGUGCUGUCAGUGCUUUAGUCCACAAAGAGAUUACUGAAGCCCAGAGAGAUAUAGGCGCUUGGCUUUGA